AUUGGGCAAUAACUAGGACCAGCAGACUAGCAGUACAAUAAGAUUAAGUCACGUACCCCUUCAGUUCCCAACGACUUCCUGAAUUUGUCCUAAAAAUAAAGAGUCCAGACUCCAGAAGCCACCACUCAAUCAUCAAUCGUAUAUGAUCAUGGUUCACAGAAGAAGCACUGCAGCCUCCUUCUUGGAGGUUUUCUCACUGAACCCUCUGCCUUAUCCGGUUCUGCUGUUCUUGGGAGUCAUCUGUAUCUUUCUUGGUCUCCAGUCGUACGUCUCUUACGAGUCAGUGGUAGAGACCGCUGAAGUAAACCUGGGAUGGAUAAUGUUUGCCGUGCCGGUGGUCUUGAUAUUCCUCGUGCGGUUUUUGUCCAGCAUAGACAGCCCGGAGAGCUUCUUUUGGGGUACUUCGCCGUGGGAUCGGCAUCGGAGGAUGCAGUACUAUCGGUACCCGGAAGGGAGCUCGCCCUGGGGAGUGGCUGCCGUGAUACUGCUGCUGAUUGUUUUGCUGCAAUUUCAGUCUACUUUUCUUGAUAGUUGGUUUAUAUGACCAGUAGUAGUUGUUCUUGUGCAACAUCAGUUCAUAGUCCACUUUCUCUUGUGUUUUUGCAAGUAUAUACAGCUUGUUGGUUGAUAGUAAUAAUUGGUUUUGCGUUACUCUUUC
Molecule: messenger RNA, 658 nt
Organism: Coffea arabica (coffee)
Lineage: Eukaryota; Viridiplantae; Streptophyta; Magnoliopsida; Gentianales; Rubiaceae
Source: RefSeq, a predicted model, not a curated record